CAAAUUUGUACUACAAGGAAAGAGUGAAAAUUUUAAUAUUUGGAUUAUUUUUUCAUCCCAUUUUCCUUGUACAAAUCUGUUUCGAUCAUGUACUUAUCGAUCUUCGAUCAAUCUUACUUUUUACGUGUAUGACAAACUCGAUGAGCUCUACAAAACGAACGAUUUCAGUCAUUAUUGUGACCCAAAACUGGAUCCCAAACUGGACCAAUAAAAUUGGACGGGAGCUGUCCCCAAACUAUGACGGUCCAAUCCAUUUCUUCUUUAGAUCCGGUGAAACCCAUUUGAUAUUCGAUCCGGUGCAACCCAUUUGAUAUUAGCUUGACUUCUUCAUAAAUGAAAAAAAUCGGGUCAACCCUACCCGAACCGCAUCAGCGCUUUCCCAAGGUCUUGUUACGAAUUCAGGCCGAUGGAUCGUGCCGUCAAAGCUUCAGUUCAGACGCGAGCGAGAGAGAGGUAGAGGGAGAGAGAGAGAGAGAUGGGCUAUGCCAAGGAUCAGUUGCUCGCACGUUUAAAGGAGCUUCAUAUUGAUUUUACCAAGUACGAUCAUCCAGUUGUUUUGACGGUGGAAGCUCAGGGCAAAUAUGUAAAAGGUGCACUGAGCAAGAAUCUUUUCUUGAAGGAUAAGAAACAUAGGUUCUACCUUGUUUCAGCUUUGAAAGAUACCAAAGUAGAUCUUAAGGUUCUAUCUCAGAGACUUGGUCUGGGAAAAGCAGGUUUAAGAAUGGCUCCUGAAGAAGCACUACUGGAAGUACUUCAGGUGCCUCUGGGCUGUGUUACACCUUUUGCACUAGUGAAUGAUUCAGCCCGGCAUGUCUCCUUGUUGUUGGAUAAAGGAUUUAAGGAUCACGAGAGCUGCUUCUUUCACCCAUUGUCUAAUGAUGCAUCAAUUUCUCUUAAUGCCCUCGACCUCGACAAAUUUCUAAAAUCCAUAGGAAAAGAUCCGUCCUAUGUCGACCUGGAGGCCAACCCUUCAGUUGGUAAGGAUCAACCUCCUGAUCUAGCAUAUCUUGUUCCAUCUGAUGCCAUAGUCCUGGAAGAAGGUCCUACAGAAAAAGCAGGUCCUUCAAAAGGUCCUGAAAGUAGCCAUAUUGCCGUGAAUAAUAAGCCCACAUCGGUUGCAGGAAAAGCGUGUAAGUCAUCCAGUGAAACCCAAAAGGAGAAACCUAUCACUUCCAAAUUGCCCAGCUUUUUUGCUGAUCCUGAGAAAUUUGUCGAAGAAAUACUAGAGAGAACGUCUGCAAUAGUUCUUAAAGAGGUCAGUACAGUAUAUCUUAUUUCAUUGCUACUUCAAGGCCUUCAUGGUCUUGGCCUGAAAAUGCACAUAAUACAGAUCAAGGAAGAGACUAUUAAGCAACAUGGGGAACAGCUUGGUGCUCUCGUAUCAAACAGUAUCAGAAAAGAUCUUAGCUUGGAUUUCACUAAUCUGACUGUGAGUUUUUCCUCUGUUUCUUGCUAUUUAACAAGUAAUAUACUGAGAGUACAUUGGCAGUCCCUAAGUAAGUGUUGUAUCCUUUAUGAGUCUUAAUUAGGGAAAUGAUUGGGUUCUUUACCACUCAUAUUGGACAUUGGGAGCAGUUACCCUAUUUGGUCAUGCAAACACGAAAAGUGAACUCUUGAGUGAUUUUAGACCUUGUGAUUGGACAUCUUCUUUGCCCCUUGAUUUGGUAUGGUCAAACAAUUAGUUACUGUUAUCUUUAGGGGGUUGGUUGCGUUUGCAAAUCAGUGGCGGCUCCAAAAAAAUUUAGAACGCUGUUAAUAAAUACUUAUGCUCUACUACCUAUUGGAACCACGACCAAAUAAACAAAAAUUUGUUUUUAAAUAUGAACAUUUGUACCCAAAAACAACCAAGUAUGAGAGAGAUUACAAUUGGCCUCAACAAGUUUUCAUAUAUUGAAACCGUUUCAUAAUAGCCUCACCAUUAACGGUAUCACAUACAUCACUCUCAAUAUGAGUAAACAAGCAAUCAUUCAUCCGUAGAUCUCCCAUUCGAUUGAGCAGAUUGCUCUUUAUGUACUUCAUCGCUGUGUUCAACUAUUUUUGGGAUGAGUGUUCAACAAUUCGUGUGAUUGGGUGUUCAACUAUUGUUCGGUUGAGUAAAAAAAUGAAAAAAAAAGAAGUAAAAUUACUACAUUUAUUCGAACUUUUUUUCCUCUCUCUUAGGGUGUUCAAGUGACCACCUUUCAAUAGGUGUGGAGCGUCCUAUAUGCAAAUGCAACCAAACAUCUCACUUCUUGUCAAACUAUUAUCAUUUUCUUUGAUGAAAGUUAUUGCAAAUACAAAUGAACCAUCUGACUAUAUCGAUGGAAGAUAGAAUCUUACUGCAAAAUAUGCCAUUCUGUGUUCUUAGAUUAAUCGUAGUGUUUGCUGCUAGGCCAUUGUUAUCACACCCACUUGCAAACACAUUGCCCUUAAAAUUUUAAUCAACAAACGUAUAAAAGCCCCUUGACAUAUGGUUUUUUACUUAUCUUCACCAUUUUUCAUUUCUCAUCAUUAUUUUUUACAAUUAUGCAAUGCCACUAUCUACACUUCAUUUUUCUUUCAUGUUAAUAUUCUCCUUAUAUUUUUUGGCUAAACAGACAGGUUGCCGAUUUGCUUAGGGUUUUCACAUUUGUUUUUCCCUUUUCAUGUAUAUUUCGAGCUUUUUAAUUAAUUUGGCAGCAGCUGACAAGUUGAUAUCUUAAACGCAGACGAUACUAAAAAACACAGCAUAUACAGAAGGUUUUCAUGCCGGUACUCAACAAAAAGGUUCCAGAUGUCCAUAAUCAUAUUGGAUGUACUUACGGCGGGAAUCAUCUGUCGAAGAUGGCAAUUUGUUACUAUUGCUAGAAAACUCAGAAAGAGUUGUCAGCAAACUCAGCAUUACCUUCGGCCGCCACUUUCAAUAGUUUUUUCAAAUCUUCCAUAACACCUCAAAUCAUUAAGUGUAAUUUGUACUAAAGUUGAUCUUGGCUUUCAAGUCCUUACAAGUAGGAGUUGCUUUUGGUAGCGAAACCUUUACUUCACAGGCACAGUGACUGUAAUCAAAAUCCUCUCUCUGACCUGGGUGCAGUUAUGCAGAAUGUUUGAUGAUAUAUAAUCCGUUUAUUUUUGUGAGAA
Rhododendron vialii is the source of this 3096-nucleotide messenger RNA. RefSeq lists its product as uncharacterized. Gene Ontology annotation, molecular function: aminoacyl-tRNA deacylase activity. Lineage: Eukaryota; Viridiplantae; Streptophyta; Magnoliopsida; Ericales; Ericaceae. Bases 476 to 1525 code for a protein of 349 amino acids. The record is from RefSeq and is a predicted model, not a curated record. The transcript has 10 exons.